UUUUGGUGCUUAUGUGCCUUCGUUUUAUACUUUGCAGCGCAGAUGUAAGACUUGUCAAUAACUGUGCAACUUUGUUGCAAACAGGCUACAACAACGACCACAACACAAGCGUUUGGUAACGUGUGUUGACGUCACAUUUUCAAUUCCAAUUUCCAGGAACUUGUAAUAGUUUGGCGAUCAAGCUUUUGAGCUUACAUUUUACUGGCUUACCUCAAUUAAGGACAGUCUUACACAGUAAGAGGAUUAGAGCGGGCUAAUUCGUGAGAGGUGAUAAUUGUGUGCAGUCCUUGGGAUAUCUGGUUACACUGGUCGUGAAGAUGAUUUGAUUCGUCUCGUAAAGCUAGAAGAUGAAACGGACCGCCUCGAGUUUUGUCACAUGAUCAAGUUUUUGAACAGACGUCAGAAUCGGUGGUACCGACAACCGACAAAGACAUACGCACUCAAACUCUGCGGCGGAAAGCUGGCUACACUGAACGAGAAAUGACACGAUACUGACGGAUACGCUUAAUCACUGUUCUGCGUUCAGUUAUCAGGUUAGGACCGCAAGCUGAGCCCAUGGAGGGAGGCAGCAAAGCGGGGUUGGAGGAAAGGCAGGAUCUGGUGCAGAGGGCCACCAGCGGGGGAGGGGAGUCAGUGAGGGUGGCGCAGGGCAAGGAGGAAGAGGUGGUUGUCCGACCCAAGGUUACUGACCACGACCAGGCCAGGAAGGGGAGCUCGUCGCGGUCGUCUCGUAAGAGCUACCGUCUGGACUAUCGUCUGGAGGAAGAUGUGACGCUGUCGGCCCGGGACCGCCACGGCCGUUUCACCAACCCCUGGCCCGACUGGAGGUUCCCCUCGUAUGCCACGAUUCUCCGCUUCUACCUGCUGGACAAGGACAACAGCGACGUGCCGUCGGACAAGGAUGUUCUGGACAGGGAACUUCCUGUGGUGAAGCCCUACUUCCUCGAGAAUCCUGAGCAGACAGGAGGGGCGGCACCUGGCAUACGGGUGACCUGGCUAGGCCACGCCUCCGUCCUGGUGGAGAUGGAUGACCUGGUCAUCCUGACCGAACCCAUCUUCAGCCAGAGGGCCUCACCGCUGCAGUUCCUGGGGCCCAAGCGCUUCCGGGGUCCCCCCUGCACGGUGGAUCAACUCCCCAGGGUGGACGCUGUCCUUAUCAGCCACACCCACUACGACCACCUGGACUUGGGCACCGUGACGGCGCUCAACGAGCGUUUUGGGAGCGAGCUGCGCUGGUUCGUGCCGCUGGGCCUCCUGGACUGGAUGCAGAAGAACGGCUGCGAGAACGUAAUCGAGCUGGACUGGUGGAAGGAGAACUGCGUGCCGGGCCAUGACGACGUCACCUUUGUGUUCACGCCGGCACAGCACUGGUGCAAACGCACGCCCACCGACGACAACAAGGUCCUGUGGGGCAGCUGGUCUGUCCUCGGGCCCGGCGGACGCUUCUUUUUCGCUGGAGACACGGGGUACUGCCCCGGCUUCCGGGAGAUAGGACGCCGCUACGGACCCUUCGACCUGGCCGCCAUCCCCAUCGGAGCCUACCUGCCCAGAAACAUGAUGCGUAGUCAGCACGUGGACCCAGAGCAGGCUGUGCUCAUCCACCAGGACAUCCAAGCCAAACACUCCCUGGCCAUCCACUGGGGAACCUUCGCCCUGGCCAACGAGUAUUACCUAGAGCCUCCAGUCAAGCUGAGGGAGGCUAUGGAGAAGAAUGGGUUAAACACAGACACCUUCUUCACCCUCAAUCAUGGAGAGUCCCGAGUGAUCAGUACAGAGGAAGAAGUCUUUGAAUCAUUGGAAGAAUUGCCCCAAAUCGAACCCCUUUGAAGUGGCCUCAGGAAGUGUGUGCAUGAAGAGUCUAAACACCAUCUUGGGAGAUUUGACUGCUGUAUGCUGUUAGACAAUAGCUCUAACUUGCUGUCUGAUUGGCCGGUCCAUUUAUCUUCCUGUCAAAUCUUCUUGAGAUUGUGUGUUGCUUGCAGAGGUUGUCACGGGGACUGCACUGUGGAUGUUAAUCCUCUCCAUGUCAGAAGGAUCCUGAAUCAGAUGGAAUUCACUUAUUCAGAUAGAUGGCACACUGAUUCAGAUAGAUGAUUCCUCUGAAUCACUGCAUCCUCUGUUUCCCUCCUCCAGUGACUCUCCAAAUGCCAAAUGUCUGGUUUGUAAUCAGUUAGAGAUUAAUGAACAGUCUGUUCUAUUACUGGGCUGUUCUGCUGAAUGAAAACUGUAUAAUUUUAUUGAAAUGCACAUCUAUGUUCUUGUAUAAACUGCAAUACAUAUUGCGAAUAUGGA
Messenger RNA from Hypomesus transpacificus, 2292 nucleotides. It is a transcript of the gene napepld, whose product is annotated as N-acyl phosphatidylethanolamine phospholipase D. Gene Ontology annotation, biological process: N-acylphosphatidylethanolamine metabolic process; N-acylethanolamine metabolic process. The coding region runs from base 556 to 1827 and encodes 423 amino acids. The transcript is spliced from 5 exons. The record is from RefSeq and is a predicted model, not a curated record. Gene Ontology annotation, molecular function: N-acylphosphatidylethanolamine-specific phospholipase D activity; zinc ion binding. NCBI's taxonomy places the organism in Eukaryota, Metazoa, Chordata, Actinopteri, Osmeriformes, Osmeridae. Gene Ontology annotation, cellular component: membrane-bounded organelle; cytoplasm.